Messenger RNA from Aaosphaeria arxii CBS 175.79, 2051 nucleotides. RefSeq lists its product as uncharacterized. NCBI's taxonomy places the organism in Eukaryota, Fungi, Ascomycota, Dothideomycetes, Pleosporales. The transcript has 2 exons. The coding region runs from base 245 to 2011 and encodes 588 amino acids. The record is from RefSeq and is a predicted model, not a curated record.
CUUUGGAAACCAUAUUCGAUUACCUAGUUAGUCUGAGGAGAAGAAAAAAGCAAUCCACCGUACAGUACGAGAUGAUGGGUCGUCGGGCGUUCAUGUCUUCUCCAGACCUUUCCAUCCCAUCACUGGGAUCUUUCACUUGUAUUUAUCUCCUCCAGACCUGCUACUUCCAACUCCAGCCCUGUGGUACUUCUUUACUCUUUUGAAUAGUUCUAUCUUUAUAUUUUUUCAUUCUUCAGCUCACAACAUGACCAUCGACCCAGAAGCUGUCGAUAAACUGAUAUCGGACUGCCCAAAACAUCUGACCCGAGGACGUCACUUCAAUAUCCUUGGCUUGGAAAGAGACAACAAAGUGGGCCCAAUCACGUUCAACAAAUAUCCUCCCACAGAAGAGCUACGCAAGACGAUGAACAAGGAGGCCGAUGCGACCCAGGAAGAAAUCGGAGACAACAUGGCUGCAUUUAAAGAAAAGAUGAGAUGCCCCGAAUUCCAGCAACAGUUCUUCAAGCGAGUGCUGGAUCAGCACGGAGAGAGGGUAUGGGGUGACUCAAGAGGUCAUCUAUACAGUGAUACCACCAAUCCGUUCUAUCCUAAGCACAUACGAUAUAGAAAUAGGGAUGAGGAAACACAACACAGUCUUGAGUUAGGAUUGCUAUCAUGGAUAAUACAUAGAUAUUAUCGAUUGAAUGCCCCAAAUGCGGAAAACUCACGAGGAACGACCAUGCGUGGGCUCGACCUGAAGCGUACCAGCUUCACUACAGAUAUCCCUCGAGAAAAUAACACGGGAGCGUAUGUGGCACCUCCGGCAUUGAUGUACGAGGGUGCAACUACAGACUACACAACAGCUCGAUCAACCGAGGCCAUCUUCAGGUUGCCUCCCGAUCCCGCACUACAAGGCGAAAAGCGAGAUCACAUUCAAAGCACAGCGGAUGAGGAAGGCUCAAAUGCUGCGGUAGACGGGCAAAUCUCUCUUGCUUGCAGGUCAACCACACGUUACCAGUCUCCCAAACGCAAGAAUAUGAGUACUGGUAUUGGGCCUAGCAAAAUUGUAAAACUCAACAUCGGAAAGGGCAGAGUUCUUCCGAGCUCUUCUCGAAGUGUGAGACCUGCACCCACUGCGACCGUUGAAGAGGUCGAGCCAUCCGUAGAACAUGGGGAUUGGCCAACGAGUGGAGGCGGGAUAAUCGAUCCACCUCGAACAAAUCAUUUCACUGGGUCGCCAUCACCUCAAGUCGGUGAGAGUAUUCAUGAUCAGGAUGAUUACCAACAAAUCUGGGAUCAGACAAUGGUAGAUGACGCUUCAUUCAUUGGCCCUGUACCUGCUCCAGAAUGGACAUAUCAUAGAAGAUCGAUCGAUGGACCUCCCGAGGAUUCAGUACUCCCUGUACUGGGGACGAACACUGUACCCACAGCACUUCCUCUCAAUCAACAGGAGAAUGACUGCUAUGGUCACUGCGACAGUGCAUCUACAAGCAGACAAGGCUCUAUGCAAGUUAUUGACAAAGAUGUGAAGGAUCGGGCGUUGCAUUUUGCAGAGCAGCUGUUGGCCUACAUAGACCCCAAAUCGGGUCUGAUCGAGGAAUGUAGAGAGCUGUUCACCGAGUUGGUGAAGUUGUGGAACGAUGAUGAGCAAAGACUAAUGCUUAAGUUUGGAAGCCAAUUUACAAAGUAUCAGGAAGCAGUAUGCCUUUGGCCUGAGAUGCUACAGAAGGUGUCCAAAUACCUGACAGAUAUCGACUUUGAUGGAGCCCCCGGAGCUGAAUGGGAUGAGCACUGUGAUGCUCUCUCACAAGAAGGUAAAAUCGAAGUAGCGAGGGCGUACCAUGAGCUGAAGACGUGGAUUCACAAAAAUUACAAAAGUGGACCUGUAUCAGUGGACACACUAGCACGCGCACUUCACGAACUUUUGGGUAUAUUUGCGAUUCUAUCGCCGGCGGACCUUGCAGAAAGGCUGCGUAAGAACAACCAAAAAUUGUUGGGGUGGGUGAAACUGUUGCAGCGACUUUACAACUGAUCUUCUCUUUGUGUAACAAUUUUAGACCUACCCUUUUCCC